GAGACACUGCACGCGCAACAGUGCUGCACGCGCAUGACCAAUGCCGCCUUUUUAGAUUGUUCACUAGGUUUUGACACACAGCCAGUGUGAUUUAGAGAAGUGUACUCCGAAAUGAUGUGUGGUUGAACAUGACAGGCCCGAUGACUCUUAUGCUUUCCUCACCACAAACCAACUCCGUGCGAGAGUUUGUGCUUGUGCGUUGGCUGGUGUCAAUGCUGCUUCACACAGCGCAUCUUCCUCAUUAAAACACCGGACAUAUGAGCACAAGGAACUUGACAAAUGCGACCUCCAUCACUCAGUAACAAUAUAACUUCCCGUAAAGGACUCAACUUAUAAAAAGGAGACGUGCUUGUUAUGGUCUGAAUGGGGAUGUUGUGAAAAAACCGCCUGGACGUCGCCACCAAAACUUCGAGGGAGCCUCAUUAAUCUGUCAGCAAUUCAUCAUUUUUUAAAUUUAAUCGGCUAUGGAUCCACCUGAAAGCUCAGGGAACCGCAUUGGUCGCACUAUUUGGACCGUUUGGGGUUAUCUGUCAGGGGCUGUUGCAAGAUAUCUCAGACCGGAAGUCACAGAUGAAGGAAACCAAAGUGUUCAUACCAGAACAGAAGAUAUUGACUUGAAAAGUGCAGUAAACAAGAUUAACAAAGAAGUAACGGCAAAUAAUUUCACCAAUGAAGGGAAGAAAACUAAUCAAUUUGACAGUGCAGAGGUCAAGUGUUCCCCAACUAAUGUCAGAGUGCAAGUGUCUUCUGUGCCGUGGGAAAACACUGAUGUGGUCAAGGAUGACAGUAAUGAUGAACUUCAUGUUCACACCACAAAAAAACAAGCUUACCAUUGUGCAGUGUGGUCCACUGGGACUGAUACAGACAACGAAGGACGCAUGGUUGGCGCAUGUGUUGAGAAAGAAGCAGUUUCAUCCGAUGAGGUUCAGGCGGAAAAAGUAUAUGCAAACAAUGAGUGUAAGGAGAGUGAAACUGCACACGAGUUGGAAGAAACUGGUAAGACUGAACAAAAAUAUGGUGACAAUGAAGAUAAAGAAGAGCGUGAUCAGAAUCAUGACGAUGAAAAGUGUGCAAAGAAGAGAGAAGAUGCAUAUAAGACAGACGUAAUGGUCCAAUUUGAGCAAGAUGUAGAACAGGAAAAGCAGAUAAACAUGGCGGACCAUGGAGAGACAGAAGGCAUUGCAGGUUUUAAACAUGCAGAUGAACAUCUAAUUGAAGAAAAGGAGAACGAUUUAGACCAGAAGGAUCAGGAGAAAACUGAGAAUGAUGAAGAACAAGGACUUGAAUCACAAGUUCAAGAUUUGCGGAAGAGUGAAGAUCCAGAUAACGCGGACGUUAUGGUCCAAUGUGAGCUUUAUGGACAAGAUGUAGAACAAGACAAACUGAUAAACAUGAUGGAUCAUGGAGAGACAGGAGGCAUUGGAGGUUUUAAACAUUCAGAUGAACAUCCUAUUGAUGAAAAGGAGAAACAAAUUGUUGACCAGAUGGACCGGGAGAUGACUGAGAAUGAUGAAGAACAAGGAACUGAAUCACAAGUGCAAGAUUUGCUGCCACAGCUGGAAUAUUUUAAAAAAUAUUCUGAUGAAAUUGCUUACGUCUCUAAAAACGAGGUUGAGGAGAUGAUGCCUGAAACUAGAAGUGCGACUGAGCAGGAUAAGGAGAAUGAAACUGUACAGGACUUGGAAGAAAUUGGGCAGCUUAAACGAAACGAUGGUGACAAUGAAGAUAAAGAAGAUUGUGAUCAGAAUCAUGAGGAUGAAAAGUGUGCAAUGAAGAGUGAAGAUCUGGAUAACGCAGACGUAAUGGUCCAAUCUGAGCUUUAUGGACAAGAUGUAGAACAAGACAAACUGAUAAACAUGAUGGAUCAUGGAGAGAUGGGAGGCAUUGGAGGAUUUAAACAUGCAGAUGAACAUCUUAUUGAUGACAUGGAGGAACAAAUUGUUGACCAGAAGGAUCAGGGGGAAAUUGAGAAUGAUGAAGACCAAGGAACUGAAUCACAAGUGCAAGAUUUGCUGCCACAGCUGGAAUAUUUUAAAAAAUAUUCUGAUGAAAUUGCUUACGUCUCUAAAAACGAGGUUGAGGAGAUGAUGCCUGAAACUAGAAGUGCGACUGAGCAGGAUAAGGAGAAUGAAACUGUACAGGACUUGGAAGAAAUUGGGCAGCUUAAACGAAACGAUGGUGACAAUGAAGAUAAAGAAGAUUGUGAUCAGAAUCAUGAGGAUGAAAAGUGUGCAAUGAAGAGUGAAGAUCUGGAUAACGCAGACGUAAUGGUCCAAUCUGAGCUUUAUGGACAAGAUGUAGAACAAGAAAUGCAGAUAAGCAUGAUGGACCAUGCAGAGAAAGAAGGCACUGGAGGUUUUAAACAUUCAGAUGAACAUCCUCUUGAUGAAAAGGAGAAACAAAUUGUUGACCAGAUGGACCGGGAGAUGACUGAGAAUGAUGAAGAACAAGGAACUGAAUCACAAGUGCAAGAUUUGCUGCCACAGCUGGAAUAUUUUAAAAAAUAUUCUGAUGAAAUUGCUUACGUCUCUAAAAACGAGGUUGAGGAGAUGAUGCCUGAAACUAGAGGUGCGACUGAGCAGGAUAAGGAGAAUGAAACUGUACAGAACUUGGAAGAAAUUUGGCAGCUUAAACGAAACGAUGGUGACAAUGAAGAUAAAGAAGAAUGCGAUCAGAAUCAUGAGGAUGAAAAGUGUGCAAUGAAGAGUGAAGAUCUGGAUAACGCAGACGUAAUGGUCCAAUCUGAGCUUUAUGGACAAGAUGUAGAACAAGAAAUGCAGAUAAGCAUGAUGGACCAUGCAGAGCAUCCUAUUGAUGAAAAGGAGAAAAAAAUUGUUGACCAGAUGGACCAGGAGAUGACUGAGAAUGAUGAAGAACAAGGAACUGAAUCACAAGUGCAAGAUUUGCUGCCACAGCGGGAAUAUUUUACAGAGGAAGCAGAUGACCUUGCAAAGCCUGAAAGGCUGAAAGUAAUGGAAAAAUAUUCUUAUGACAUUGAUGAAUUCUCUAAAAAAGGGGUUGAGGAGGUAAUGCAUGAAACUGAGCAGGAUGAAGACACCACAGAAAGUGAACAAGACACGACUAAAUAUGAGCUAAUGGAGUCAGUAGAAACCCUGCAGAGAGUUUCCGAAGAACUAUCUGAAAAAAAAGUACCAAAUGUUGAACUGAAAAUGACCACAGUAGUGGAUGAGUUUUUCGAAACCGUUGAUACAUUAGAAGACACCCUGCUGUCGGAUUCAAAACAGGAUACUUCAGAAAAUACUCCUGUAACAGGAACUGGGUCACCUGUUGUGGCCAUGAAAACUGAAGGCAUGUUUUCAGAUCUAAUUGUUUGCGAGUUCCCUGGAGAAUUGAGGAAAGGGCCAGAGACUGCAUUGGCGGAGACUGAUUUGGGAUGUUUUGAGGAGAUCAAAACUAACCUACAUAAUCCCCAAACUCUUGCAGAAGAGCAAGCAGAAAGGGAAGCUGUGAUCACAUGCUCUGUUGAGCACUCUGAGACCCUGAAAGCAGUUGAUGAAGCAGUUGAGACUGAACAAGACAUUGAAACUUUAGGUACAACAGAAAGUCAGGCACAUCAGGAAAUAGAUAAAACCGAGUUCUCACUCAAAGAACAUGUUGAUUUAAGAACUGAACUGAUGGAAGAAACAACUGAAACAAAGAUCAGUUCAAAAGAUGAGGAAGCAGAGCCCUCCGAGAAAGAAAAUCAAUCAUCAGUCAUCAGAAAUGUCACUUUACAGUCACAUGAGCUUCUUGAGUUCACAGAAGGAGAAUGCAAAUCAUCUCUAGGAACAAUGGACACUUUCAAUGAAUCACUAGGAAAUUCAAGUAUGUCUGAAAUCGAGAUUAAACAUGUUGCAGAGGAGCAAACAGAUGUGAAACCUGUAUUAACAAGGUCUUUGAGUCCAGCAGAGUUUCUGGAGGAAACUCUACAUCUGCAGGGUGAAUCAGAGCGAUGCGCUGAAGAGCAGGAGAUCCUGGAGACUGCUUUAGAGUAUGUAGAAGGAAUAACAAAUCAAGUCUUGAAGGAAAUGAUAGAAACAGAAAUUAACUUCGUACAAGAAACAGAACCUUUGGCAGGACCUUCAACAGAAGAACCUGGCGAUGCAGAAUAUCAAAGACCUGCACAAUGUGUGUCAGCUGAUGCUUUUGUCCUGGAAGAAGAAGGGAAGUUAUUGGGUGAGACAAUGGACAGUAAGGUAGAAAUGGAGGUGGAAACCACAAGUAGUGACGUUCUUAAACAAACCGAGCAACAUAUUAGUUCACCAGAGUGUGAAACUACUGAAGCUGAUGGACGUCGUGAUCAGAUACAGAAGGUCAUUGCUGGAGAAACAGAGUUGAGUAGUCAUGAAGACUUAAUGGAAGUCAGCAGAUCUGGGAUGAAAAGAGGAUUUGAUUCAGUGAGCAAAGACCUUCCAGAGGUGAAGACAGAAGGCAAAUUAUAUUUGUAUCUACAGGCAUUUGAGGAAUCAUCUUUGGACUUUACCGUUCAGAAGUCUCGAAUUGCUGUGAAGAAUCCCCUAGUUCGGCCUCCCAAAGACCCCAGAAGGCUCCUCUUCAAGGCCUCGGUCGAACCUCUUGUCCCACAGCCUUCACCAUGUAGUCAGAAGGUUGAAGUCUCUCUUCCAAAUAAAGGGGUAACUGGAUUUAAACUUCCAGGACUGGGUGCAGCGCUGCCAGUAUUGAGAAAAACUGAGUUUGGGAAGAAAGCAAGAGAAGGAGGAGCAGCAGAGAGAACACUGCAACCACAGCAAAAGUCAGUUGCAGUAACAGAGGAUUCUGUCAAACAAGAGCAAGUGCCAGCUAAACCCAAAUGGACACCGCCAAGGCAUCCUGGUAUGGGGAGUCCCUUCAUGAUGGCAGAACUCAAAAGCAAACUCAAAAAGCCUGUUCAGGAGUAAUAAUAUAUUUUCAGAUGCAUUCUUCACCCGUUUUUAUUUGUCUUAUUCAAGCACUAUGCAGCCUGGUAAAUAUUAUGGAAAGUUAUUCUAACUCCUCAGCUGCCGCACAACAUUUCAUUUUACUUCCACUAUUUUGUUUGCUUCUAUCUUAAGAAUCUAAACUGCGCACAGACAUUUCUCAUGCAUUUUUCUUAAGAGUUUAACUGAGUAUGUAUUUAUAUUUGAAGGGGGGGAAAGUAUAAGGGAAAUGAUUACAUACUAAAUAUCAAUAAACAUUUUUGCACUUUUUUGCAGCACUUAAACUUUGACUGUAGUUCAAACUGUCAUAUCCAGUGUUUAUCACUAGGGGGCAGCAGAGAAUCACUGCUGGACGACUGCUGUCGUUUCGCCACUAGAGGGCAGAACAGAGUCGCUGGCUGUCAUAUCACAUUUAAAACUAUUUUAUUGCUAUUUGUUAUUGUUAUAUUGUAUAUUUCUUUUUCUUUUUCUUGCCAUUUCUUUCUAUGUGUAUAAUUAUUUGGCAAUAUUGUAUGUAAACAAUCAUGGCAAUAAAGUAUUUUGA
Molecule: messenger RNA, 5460 nt
Organism: Sinocyclocheilus grahami
Lineage: Eukaryota; Metazoa; Chordata; Actinopteri; Cypriniformes; Cyprinidae
Product: claspin
Exons: 6
Coding region: 465-4898 (1477 amino acids)
Source: RefSeq, a predicted model, not a curated record